AUGUAUCAUGUUCUCCUAUCUGAAAAAGAGACGAGGAAAGGAUUAGCUGACAGUCUCCAAGGAACAACAGGAGAGUUGUCGGAGACAAAGUCCGAUGAUUCUAAUUUAAUCUCAGAAAAGGAGGAGGAGGAGGAGGAGACAGUGGAAGGACUUGAUGAAACUCCUGAGGAAUUUGCCCGGAUCCUCUUUGUUGCAAAUCUCUCUCCCCAAACUGAAACUUCAGAUAUCAUUGAUUUCUUCAAAGAUGUCGGACAAGUCGUGCGUGUUCGCCUUGUGCCAAACUGGCGGGGCAAGCAUGUGGGUUAUGGUUUUGUUGAAUUUGCUUCUUCUAACCAAGCAAAGAUGGCGCUGGAAAAGAAGAACCGUCAAUAUUUGAAUUAUAGCAAGAUUAUUCUAGAUGAAGCUCCCGAUUUUGUUGAGGAAGCUGCCGUACCAAUAAAGACUCUGUUUAUUGCCGGUUUCUCUCGCCAUUCAACUGAAAUAUCAGAUAUCAUCGACUUCUUCAAAGAUGUUGGACAAGUUGUUCGUGUUCGACUUGAUAUCAACCACAGAGGCAAGCUUGUUGGCUGUGGCUAUGUUGAGUUUGCUUCUGCCAACCAGGCAAAUAAGGCCCUGCAAAAUAACAAGGGUGAAUAUUUGCACGAUCGCAAGAUUUUUCUUGCUGAUUGCAGUGGAGCUAGUUUCCUUCCACCCAAGUUUUGUGUAGACCACAAGGUUUGGUACGAAGAAGAAGAUUACCUUCAAGAAGAAAGCCUUCCGUUAGACUCUAUCCAAGAUGUGGCGGCAAUGGAAGAAGAGCCUGACGAAACUCCCCAUUCUGCUAAUAAGGAAGUACUCCUUAUUGCCAAUCUUUCUCCCCAAACAACUAAAACAGAACAGAUCAUCCGUUUCUUCGAAGAUGUUGGAAGUGUUGUUUCUGUUCGCCUUAUUGUAGACCACGAGUGUAAGUAUGUGGGCUAUGGCUUUGUUGAAUUUGAUUCUUCUUACGAAGCAGAGAAGGCUCUGAAAGAGAUGAAUGGUGAAUAUUUGCAUAAUCACAAGAUUCUGUUGAUGAGAGGACUUGAUGAAACUCCCCAUUCUCUUGAGGAAGCUGCCACUGUAAGAAAUAAGACGCUCUUAGUUGCCAAUCUCUCUAGUCAAACCAAAAUAUCAGAUAUCAGCACCAAUUUCAGUCUGUCGGUUCUCGGCAACUACGGGCAUUUGGUGGCCCUCGUGUCUUUGGCCGCCUCACUCAAUGCUCGGUCUUCGCUCACAUCCCAGCAUCACAGAGGUCGGGCUCGGGGUAGGGAGUACAGGGUUUGCGGCACUGGUUUACUCGGAACGGCAUCUUGUGCAGGCGGGUGCUUUGAAGCCCUCGGCGAGCUGUUUUUGGUUGGGCCAUUACGUUUAAGAGCGGAUCACCGGGGAGGCCAAAAUUACCGGGAUCUCGACUCUCGGUUGAACUUGGCUCAUCCUUUUGCGGCAAGCUGUUGGUGCGGACUAGGUCGAGUCUCGGAGUUUCAGUUGUGGUACCAAGACUACCUUCAACGAGAAAGCCUUGAGAUAAAAGAAGAUGUGGCGGCAGUGGAAAAAGGACUUGAUGAAACCUUCGCCGAAAAAGCCUUUGUGGUCAGAAGCCCAAACCCAUUCUGA
Molecule: messenger RNA, 1632 nt
Organism: Brassica oleracea var. oleracea
Lineage: Eukaryota; Viridiplantae; Streptophyta; Magnoliopsida; Brassicales; Brassicaceae
Product: nucleolin-like
Exons: 19
Coding region: 1-1632 (543 amino acids)
Biological process (GO): mRNA splicing, via spliceosome
Cellular component (GO): U1 snRNP; U2-type prespliceosome; precatalytic spliceosome
Molecular function (GO): U1 snRNA binding; mRNA binding
Source: RefSeq, a predicted model, not a curated record